AUGGGCACAACACUGCUCGGCAAACGAUGGGAGUACGAUGUGUGUCUCAACGACUGCACGCUCGCCGGCAUCCCGAUGCCGGACCAUAACACUUUUGGACUGCCGCUCGAGAACCACUGGUCUGAGCAGUGUCCUCCGACCAUUGUUGGCCAAUACAACGCCCCUCUGUCCCAGUCGAGGGUCUGCCUCGACUUUGUCGGCACCAACCUGGUCUUCAACUUUGAGACGUUCCCAGGUUACACCAUCAAAUCUGCCGUCGUGACAUGGAAAGUGGCGGGCAUUGACGGCGAGCCACCUGUCAACAACCCGCCUCCUACGACCAACAUUCUCUGUAAUCCCCAGGGUGAUGGCAGCUACCUCUGCACCCUCCCCUUCAACGCUAUCCUCGGCGUGCCCUCGACCAGCAGUGUCACAACUCUGAUGGCAGGCAUGUGCCCCAGGGGCGACCGCGAGGGUCUGGACUUCUACUUCCAGUUCUUUGGCCUGGUCGAGCCCGUCGGCGGCGGCCCGGCGAUUCCCUUUGUCCAGCAGUACCCCUGCUCGGCUCGCGCCGCGGACCGCAGCUGCACUGCGUGGAACACGGUCUACCCCUACGUUGAGGUCGCAUACCGUUGCACCAACUGCAAUGUCCAGCCUUGCCCGUCCUCACCACCCUCAUCGUCCGUGGCAUCAUCUACAACGUCGACAUCGUCCUCGACAUCGAGCUCGUCCUCGACCACGAGCUCCUCUUCGACGACAGACUCUUCUUCCACCAGCUCCACUGCGCCACCUCCCAGCUUGAAAACCUGCUCCUUUGGCACAGCAUUUGGCUACCAGAACCCCGUUGCCGGUAAUCCGCGAUCGUUCACCCUCAACACCCAAUCCGGCCAGGGCUGCAACCGCUGGGGCUGGUACGAGACGCCCACGGUGGCGAGCCUGCAGGGCGGCAUCAGCGGGCCGCUGUACGUGGGCGCCGGCGGCAACGACAUCACCAAGGCCAUAGACGGCCGCGUCACCGUCACCUACCUGCUCAACCCGCCCUACGCCCUGGCCGAGGUGCACGUCAAUCUCGUCUGCCUGCCGCUCACCAAGUGCGCACCGGGCCAGUACACAUACAAUGCCGGGGCCAUCCCCAACCUGCCCACGUGGUCCAACCCGACCCCGCUCGUCUACCCGACGUGCACGGGUGGGUCCCAGGCCGCGCUGAUUGUGCAUGCUUCCAUCAACAUUCUGACUGUCACGUCGGUUUGCCCGUCGCCCAAAGCCACCUGA
Messenger RNA from Lasiosphaeria miniovina, 1251 nucleotides. RefSeq lists its product as uncharacterized. NCBI's taxonomy places the organism in Eukaryota, Fungi, Ascomycota, Sordariomycetes, Sordariales, Lasiosphaeriaceae. The record is from RefSeq and is a predicted model, not a curated record. Bases 1 to 1251 code for a protein of 416 amino acids. The transcript is spliced from 3 exons.